Molecule: messenger RNA, 3501 nt
Organism: Hemicordylus capensis (graceful crag lizard)
Lineage: Eukaryota; Metazoa; Chordata; Lepidosauria; Squamata; Cordylidae
Gene: FLOT2
Product: flotillin 2
Exons: 11
Coding region: 230-1516 (428 amino acids)
Biological process (GO): regulation of myoblast differentiation; protein localization to plasma membrane
Cellular component (GO): plasma membrane
Source: RefSeq, a predicted model, not a curated record
UGUGUGCCUUGGUGCCUAUGACGUGCACGUGUUCUGCCCUUACUCAUUACGUCGUUUCCGAGGGGCUUGCCCUCGCCCCUCCCUGCUGAUGACGCGCUUCCUGUGGGCGGAGCUGGGGCGCGGCCCGAGGUGGGGGCGAAGGCAAGAAGGAGGAGUCGACUCCGAAUCGUGAUCCGGAUCGAGUGCGAGGCGCCGCUUCGGGGGCGGGGUGGAGCGGGAGAGCUUCGCCAUGGGCAACUGCCACACGGUGGGGCCCAAUGAGGCGCUGGUCGUGUCAGGUGGCUGCUGUGGGUCGGACGAGAAACAUUAUGUCUACGGAGGCUGGGCCUGGGCCUGGUGGUGCAUUUCAGACACGCAGAGACUGUCUUUGGAGGUUAUGACCAUCCUUUGUCGCUGUGAGAAUAUUGAGACGUCGGAGGGGGUCCCACUGUACGUAACGGGGGUCGCACAGGUGAAAAUAAUGACCGAGAGGGAGCUUCUGGCCGUGGCUUGCGAGCAGUUCCUGGGGAAGAAUGUCCAAGACGUGAAGAACGUGGUCCUUCAGACACUGGAGGGGCACCUCCGCUCCAUCUUAGGAACCCUGACGGUCGAACAGAUCUACCAGGACAGGGACCAGUUUGCCAAAUUGGUGCGGGAAGUGGCAGCCCCAGACGUGGGCCGGAUGGGCAUCGAAAUCUUGAGCUUCACCAUCAAGGACGUCUAUGAUAAAGUGAGCUACCUGAGUUCCCUGGGGAAGACCCAGACCGCAGUGGUCCAACGAGACGCCGAUAUCGGAGUAGCUGAAGCGGAGCGAGAUGCCGGCAUCCGGGAGGCGGAGUGUAAAAAAGAAAUGCUGGACGUGAAGUUCAUGGCGGACACCAAGGUAGCCGAUUCCAAGCGGGCCUUCGAGAUGCAGAAAGCGGCCUUCAGCCAAGAGAUCAACGUGAAGACCGCAGAGGCGCAGCUGGCUUAUGAGCUUCAAGGAGCCAAAGAGCAGCAGAAGAUCCGCCAAGAGGAGAUCGAGAUCGAGGUGGUGCAGCGCCGGAAGCAGAUUGACGUGGAGGAGAAGGAGAUUGUCCGCAUGGACAAGGAGCUGAUCGCCACCAUCAAGCGGCCGGCAGAAGCCGAGGCAUACCGGAUGCAGGAGAUUGCCGAAGGAGAGAAGGUUAAGCAGGUGCUGAUCGCUCAGGCUGAAGCCGAGAAGAUCCGCAAGAUUGGCGAGGCAGAGGCCUUGGUCAUCGAAGCCAUCGGCAAAGCCGAGGCUGAGAAGAUGAAGCUGAAGGCAGAAGCCUACCAGCAGUACGGGGAGGCUGCCAAGAUGGCCUUGGUGCUCGAAGCGCUGCCCCAGAUUGCUGCCAAGGUCUCUGCCCCGCUGGCCAAGGUGGACGAAAUCGUGAUUCUCAGCGGCGAAAACAACAAGCUGACUUCGGACGUCAACCGGCUGCUGGCCGAGAUUCCUGCAUCUGUGCAUGCCCUCACUGGGGUCGACCUCUCCAAGAUCCCCCUCAUCCAGAAAGCGACGGGAACCCAGGCCUGAAAGGAGGCCGGCUGGUGAAGAGCACCCCACCCUGGUUUAUGCACUCCCCACCGACUGCCUUGAACACUGGGAGCUCUCCUUCCAUCAGCAGCGCCGGUGGGGCCCUGCUCGGGUGCCUUAUCCCUUUGGAGGACCAGAGCGGCCCUUGUCCGCUGGUCCGACAUCUCCGAGAGAGCUCUCCUCUCCUGGUAACUCCUGCUCUGUGUUGUGCAAGCCAAGCCCUGCUCUCUCUUGUCUGCGCUCUCGCAACGUCUGUGCCUUGAUUGACCACUGCGCCCUCCCUCCCCCCAGCUGUUGGGGCAGGGAUGGACCCCCAGCGAGAGGGGUUGGAAGCGGGGUCUCUGCCACCUGGGGGGAGCUGCCCCUCCCGCUCUCCAUGCGGGGUGGGGGGGGGGGGCCGCACGCCCUCCAGGUGGUUUUUCUCCGAAACCCCAGCCACCAUCCCUUCAGGGCGGGGAAACCCGUUGCCACCCAGUGGGUGCGUUCGAGCCAUAUCUGCCAAAGCCGCUGCAGUCUCCAGGCCCUGGUGCCACGAUGGGGAGAUCGGGGGGGGGGGCUGUUGGAUCUGAAGGCUGCCAUAUUGAAGGAGUGCGGCCUCCUCCGUCGCCCGUUUUGGAGACGGAGCUGCUAUCGGGACCUCCAGCCAAAUGCCCAGAGGAGUCCCCAGAGCUCAGUCGGAUCGGCGCCACGCAAUCCCCGUCCCUCCCACUUGGCCUCGCAUCUCUGUCGCGUGGAGUUCUGUCGCACGGACAGCCUGUGCCUCAUCUUUGACGCUCUGUUGUGCUCAACCCUGCCCGCGUUGUCUACUCCUCACGGCUGUGGCUGCAGGAAAGUUUGUCCGCACGGCACCUUGCGGGUCCGUGACGCUUUCCAGCGGUUGAAGGCAGAGCGGCCGCCCGACCAGGCCGUAUUCUGCCCGCGCCUGGAGUGUAGCUCCCUCCCUUGCCACCUGGCAACAACGGUGCAUGCUGGGACCUCUCCCCUUCCUCCACGUGUCUGUGAGCGGCAGGAGAGGAAACGGGGUGUCCCCUCGUCCCUUCUGGCUUCUGCUGCGAAUCUCCCUCCUUAACCUCACUCAGCCCUUUGCGACCGGCUCUUUCCUGUGCUGCCGUGAAUUGGCAGGAGGCUCUCGUUUGGAGAGGGGCACCCUGGCGCAGUGCUUGGUGGGUACCAGGAGCGGGCGGGAUGCCAGCCACUGAUGCAGGGCACUACCCUGAGCCCCUGGGCCUUGGGGGCCGCUGCUUCUCCCCUCUCGGCGCCGGCUCCCUUGGCCGCGGAAAACCCCUGCCUGCCUGCGGUCUUGUGCCAAGGGGUGUGGAGACCUCUCCCCUCUGUGUCCUGCUCAGCACCUUCCUGCUACCUGCGCAGAACGGUGGAGCCACGGAUCCCUUUCCUGGGCAGGCAGCUCUACACAAGCGCCUCUUCCGUAUGAUCAAACAGACCCACCACCCACCGCCAAUGAAGUCACUUGCCGUUCCUAUGCAUGUCGGUGGGGCGGCAGGAGAUCAUCCCUGGGCUUUCUUGCAUCCGCUCCCCUGUCUAUUGGGUUCCCACCCACCCCCAGGCUGCUUUUUCCAGCUUCCCCGGCUUUGCCCCACACAUACGUACUGUGAAGGCAGGAGGCGCUCAGGGUGACGUGCAGAAGGGAAGCCGUGGGGAGGGGUCCUGGCCGGGAGGGCAGAGGGCUAGUGCGAGCCCCUGGGGAUUAGCCGCGUGUCGCAUGGAGGCCCAAGAACGUUCAAGGACUAGGGCUGAAGCAGGAGCUCUCUCUCUGGCUAGGGGGGGGGGUCAGCAUUAGAUUCUGGGGCCGCUCCUCCCUCCCUCCUGGGCCGCUCCUUCUGGCUUCCCCACACGCCCCCUCCCCUCCCCAAGCAGCAUCCAUAUCUGCAUGUACAUGGUGCAUGACCGCCCGUGCCAUGGGUCGCCAGGGACCUCCCGUCCCUCCAAGUGUGAACCGAAGUUCAAUAAAGUUGUUGUGACCUUGC